Acanthosepion pharaonis is the source of this 648-nucleotide messenger RNA. The record is from the annotation of a GenBank genome assembly. Lineage: Eukaryota; Metazoa; Mollusca; Cephalopoda; Sepiida; Sepiidae.
AUGGUUCGGUUGGAGGAUGGGGAAAACUUUUCCAAAACUAAAAAAAAAAAAAAAAAAAAAAUCUUUCUCUUUUUCUUUUUUUUUUUUGUUUGCUUUCUUUCGUUUUCAUCGCCUAGUUCGUGGAUUCUUACCUUUUCUCUCUUUCUAGGUAUUCUUUCGCUUGUGUAUAUCUCUUUCUUAUUAGUUCUUUUCCCUCCUCUUCCAUUCUUGAUUGCAGUCUUUCGAUUCCGUGAUAUCUUUCCUCCUCCUCCUCCUCCUCCUCCUCUUCAUCCCCUCCUCCUCCUAACCCCUCCUCCUCCUCCUCCUCUCUCUCGUCUCUCUCUCUCUCAAGUCUUACUCUCUCUCAAGUCUUACUCUCUCUCUCAAGUCUCUCUCUCUCUCUCUCUCUCUCUCUCAAGUCUUUCUCGUUUUUCUUUCUUUUUUUCUAAUCUUUCUUUUUCUACUCCCUCUUUAAAUUUUAGUUUUUCAUACUUGAAUCUAUUCUUUCUUUCCCAGACUUUUUCUAAUAUAAUUUUCUCUUUUCAUUCUUUUGAUUUCCUUUUUUAUUAUUUAUUUUUACGUAUUUUUUCUUUCAUUCCUUCUUUCUUUCAUUCUGUUCUCUUCCUGUUUUCAUUAUAUCCCUUUCUUUUUACUUCUCAUUUUGUUUGA